AUGCUGAUGCUCGCGGAAUCCGAUUGCGGGCAAGCUCGUAAAGCCCUGGUCAAUGCGAAUCAACGAGAUACUCGACACGCCGAAAGUGGGAACUGUCGCGGUUCCGCAGCAGCUCCUCCGAAGAAGAUAAUCGAAAAAAGCAGCAAUAUCGCGCAGAAAGCGGCCGCAGAAGCAAAGGCCGCGUCCGAAGCUCAGAAUAUCGCUGGUCAGCAAGCGGCGCGUCAAGUGAAGGCGCAAUUGGCGGAGAAGGCGGCUCAAGCAGCAAAAGCCGCUGAGGCGGUCUUAUCAGGCAAGGAAGCAGUAGUCGAGCAGUUGCGGGAGGAGGUGAAGGAGGCUCGAUCGGUGGUCCAGGAAGAGACGUCCUCCCUGCAACAGGCACAGACUAACGUCAACGCUGCGAUCCAAGCGGCGCGGCAGUCUCAGGAUCAGUUGAGGACAUUGACGAACGCGAUGCGUACGGCAAAGUCGAACGCAGCGAACGCGCAGGCAGCUGCGAGCGGGGCGCAGAAGUCGCUGAGGGAGAAGGAAGAGCUGCUGGAGGCAGCCAAAAGGCGAGUGGACGAGCUGUCGAAUCAGUUGCAGAUCGCUCGGCAAGAUCUCGCGAAUACAAAUCGCGCGGCGGCCAAAGCAAACGCCGCUGCGCAGGAGGCAAAGGCGAACGCGGCUAGGAACAAAAGGAGAUUGGCGAGCUUGAGGAGAUUGCGCGCCGCGCGACCGGCGCGGGUCACUUCUUGA
This is a messenger RNA of Odontomachus brunneus, 735 nucleotides long. RefSeq names its product tol-Pal system protein TolA-like. Lineage: Eukaryota; Metazoa; Arthropoda; Insecta; Hymenoptera; Formicidae. Bases 1 to 735 code for a protein of 244 amino acids. The transcript has 4 exons. The record is from RefSeq and is a predicted model, not a curated record.